Messenger RNA from Abrus precatorius (Indian licorice), 1620 nucleotides. RefSeq names its product probable pectinesterase/pectinesterase inhibitor 12. The coding region runs from base 1 to 1620 and encodes 539 amino acids. NCBI's taxonomy places the organism in Eukaryota, Viridiplantae, Streptophyta, Magnoliopsida, Fabales, Fabaceae. The transcript is spliced from 2 exons. The record is from RefSeq and is a predicted model, not a curated record. Gene Ontology annotation, molecular function: pectinesterase inhibitor activity; pectinesterase activity. Gene Ontology annotation, biological process: cell wall modification.
AUGGCUACUUCAUCUCCUAAACUCUUCCUCCUUCUCUUAACAAUCUUCUUUUCAUUCUCACAUACAUGGGCAAUCAACUCCUCCAACUCCAAUGCUUCCACAGCAACAUUGCAUGCAAACCUCUCUUCCUUAAAAUCAUUUUGCAGAACCAGACCAUACCCUGAAGUUUGCUUCAAUUCAUCGAAGCUUUCCAUCUCAAUAAACAUAAAUCCAAAUAUCAUCAGCACCCUUCUUCAGUCCCUAGAAGUAGCAAUAUCUGAAGCCACAAAACUAUCUGAUCUAUUCAACAAAGCGGGACCCUCCAACAUCAUAGAGAACAAAAUAGGUGCAGUCCAGGACUGUAAAGAACUUCAACAAUCCACCUUAGCUUCCUUAAAAAGAUCAUUAUCUGGGAUUCGUUCCCAAGAUUCUAGAAAGCUAGUUGAUGCAAGAACUUACCUCAGUGCAGCCCUUACCAAUAAAAACACAUGCCUUGAAAGCAUAGAUUCUGCUUCAGGUACCCUUAAGCCAGUUCUGGUGGAUUCUGUGAUCAACUCUUACAAGCAUGUCAGUGAUUCUCUUUCAAUGGUCCCUAAGCCUCAAAUGAAGGCUUCCAGUUCCAAAGAACACAAGAAUAGGCGUUUGAUGAGUGCUCCAACGUGGUUUUUAAGAAAAAACCACCGUCUCUUGCUAAGUUCCAAUGAAGUGCUUGUUGUGGCUGCAGAUGGGACUGGGAACUUCAGUACAAUCACUGAAGCUAUCAAUUUUUCUCCCAAUAACAGUUUAGAUAGGACAGUGAUCUAUGUCAAAGAAGGGACUUACGAGGAGAAUGUUGAAAUCCCAAGUUAUAAGACUAAUAUUGUUCUGCUUGGCGACGGAAAAGAUGUCACUGUCAUUACUGGCAGCAGAAGUGUCAUCGGCUGGACCACUUUCAGAUCUGCUACUCUAGCGGUUUCUGGUGAUGGCUUUCUGGCACGUGAUAUAGCUUUUGAGAACAAGGCAGGGCCAGAGAAGCAUCAAGCAGUUGCCUUAAGAGUGAAUGCAGACUUCACUGCUUUUUAUAGGUGUGCCAUGUAUGGUUACCAAGACACUCUUUACGUUCACUCCUUUAGACAAUUCUAUAGAGAGUGUAACAUAUAUGGGACCAUAGAUUUCAUAUUUGGAAAUGCAGCUGUGGUUUUACAAGCAUGUAGCAUUGUGUCUAGGAUGCCAUUGCCUGGCCAAUUCACUGUAAUUACUGCACAAUCCAGAGAUUCCCCAGAUGAAGACACUGGCAUCUCAAUCCAAAACUGCUCAAUUCUAGCUACCACUGAUUUGUAUUCCAACUCUGCUAGUGUUAAGAGCUACCUCGGUAGGCCAUGGAGGGCCUAUUCUCGUACCGUUUACCUUGAGUCCUACAUUGAUGUCUUUAUUGACCCAAUGGGGUGGACAAAGUGGUCUGAUGAUGGUCAAGGUUUGGACACUUUGUAUUAUGGAGAGUAUGCAAAUUAUGGGUCUGGUUCAGGGACAGAUAACCGAGUGACAUGGCUUGGGUACCAUUUAAUGGAUUAUAGUAGUGCCUACAACUUUUCAGUCUCAGAGUUCAUCAUUGGUGAUGCUUGGCUUGGGUCUACUUCAUUCCCUUAUGAUGAUGGGAUUUAA